AUGCGAGAACAGAAGCUCGGACUGCACAUCUCAUUUUCCUCUCCAAUUCAUAGAGAAAUGGAGACAAUCUCUGUGGAUAUUACCGUUGAAUACGCAGAGGUUCUUUCACUGGAACGAGCUUGGUCAAUGGUGACCAGGGUCAAUGACGUUCCAGUCGGCUGCCGUGUUCUAGAUCAAACAAAGGUUGACGGAGAGUGCCUGAUCUGGUGGUCCCCUUUGGUAGGCAUGAGUCCAAACUUUCUCUUCGACCAGGAUUACCAGUCAGCUGAGACAGAGUCUGACGCUAAUCAAUCGAUCGAUUCGUGUCCGCAUCCACCUGACCAGAAGAAUGCACAUGCCACGCCAGGAUCUAUACCUCCCGGUGCCAUCGAUACCUCUGUCCACUGCCCUUACGCCAGAGACUCAGUGGUGUUGGAUGGAUUGUUUCCGUCUACAGGGCCUGAAAAAGACUUUAACCUGAAGUCUCAUGAAGCCUUGACUAAGGAGUUUAUGAAUGCGCCAUACCAUGAUGAGCAGUUAAUUAGGAGGAGUCUUGUUCUGUCGGAUUGUGACUUUAAUAGAAAAGGUAUGAAAUCUCCGUCCAGGGAGGCGUCAUGCCACAGCGCCGCUGAGAAAGAACCCGCUCUGUUAUCCCAACCCUCGUCACCAGAUGAUAGUCCAGCAUCUUAA
This is a messenger RNA of Aspergillus luchuensis, 669 nucleotides long. RefSeq lists its product as uncharacterized. The transcript is spliced from 3 exons. Lineage: Eukaryota; Fungi; Ascomycota; Eurotiomycetes; Eurotiales; Aspergillaceae. The record is from RefSeq and is a predicted model, not a curated record. The coding region runs from base 1 to 669 and encodes 222 amino acids.